UCCCAGAUCCCCAACCAUUUGGCAAACUUAGUUCUAAAACCUUUUUCAACCAAGAAUAUCCAAGUUAUUAUGGAUUUUGAUUUCCUCUUCCCUUACCUAAACAGUAACAUUGCAGGAGUCUUUGCCAUAUUAAUCUUCUCUUUUUUCCUGGUAAUUACUUGGUCUAGAAAGUCUUUGAACGCUCAAAUCCCACCAGAAGCUGUCGGUGGAUGGCCUUUAAUAGGCCAUCUCCAUGUAUUAGCAGGAUCCAAGCUUCCAUACUUAGCACUGUCAGACUUAGCCGACAAGCAUGGACCAAUAUUUUCCAUCCGGAUCGGCUUGUACCCUGCCGUGGUGGUCAGUAGUUCGGAGUUGGCCAAGGAAAUAUUUACCAACUAUGACGUAGCAGUGUCUUCCCGGCCUAAACUUACCUGCGGGAAACAUAUGGGCCAUAACUAUGCCAACUAUGGUUUCUGCCCUUAUAAUGCAUACUGGCGUGAAAUGCGCAAAUUAACAGCCUCAGAGCUUUUAUCAAACCGGAGACUUGAGCUUUUGAAAUACAUUAGAGCCUCUGAAGUGGAAAGCUCAGUGAAAGAGCUGUACAAGCUAUGGGCCAAGCAAAAAGUUGAGUCAACUCAUGUUUUGGUUGAAAUGAAGAAAUGGGUGGGGGACUUGAAUCUGAACGUGAUUCUUCGGAUGAUAGCGGGCAAGAGGUUUUUUGGGGCUGUCAAGGCUAGCGAUGAACAAGAGGCAAGGCGAUGCAGGAAGGCCAUGAGGGAGUUCUUUUAUUUCUCAGGCUUGUUUGUGGUAAGGGAUGCGAUUCCUUUCCUUGGGUGGCUGGACUUGGGUUGCCAUGAGAAGGCCAUGAAGAAGACUGCAAAGGAAUUGGAUAGUAUCAUGGAAGAAUGGUUAGAGGAGCAUCGAAGGAAAAAAUAUUCUGUUGAAGAUGAAGCUAAAGGAGAUCAAGACUUCAUUGAUGUGCUGCUCUCUGUUCUUGAGGGUUUGGAUCUCUCAGGAUAUGAUGUUAAUACUGUCACUAAAGCAACAGCCCUGACUUUGCUUGUAGGGGGCACAGAUACCGUGACAGUGACAAUAACUUGGACUCUCGCACUAUUGCUGAAUAACCGCUAUGCUUUGGAGAAGGCUCAGGAAGAAUUGGACACCCAGAUUGGGAAGGGAAGACUAGUGAAUGAGUCGGACAUCAAUAAGCUAGUGUAUCUCCAAGCCAUUGUAAAGGAAUCACUACGCUUGUAUCCUGCUGGACCACUCGCUGGUGCACGCGAAUUCACCGAAGACUGCACUGUAGGUGGCUACCUUAUUCCCAAAGGCACCCGAUUGGUGGUAAACAUUUGGAAAAUGCAAAGGGACCCAGGAUUAUGGUCUGACCCAUUAGAGUUCAAGCCUGAGAGAUUUCUGACCAGCCACCAGGACAUUGAUGUUAAGGGUCAGCAUUUCGAGCUCAUACCAUUUGGUGCAGGUAGAAGGUCGUGCCCGGGGAUAAGCUUUGGCCUGCAAAUGACGCACCUUGUCCUGGCCACCUUCCUCCAUGGGUUCGACAUUUUGAAUCCAUCAAAUGAACCAGUUGACAUGACUGGGAGUCCAGGACUAACAAACAUCAAAGCCACCCCACUUGAAGUUCUUGUCAAGCCACGCUUAUCUCCUAGUCUCUAUCAAUAACCAUCUUCAAUUGCAAUCCACGUCCGUAGAUUUCUGUCUUUAGGUAAAGUUAAUCAAAAAGUCACAGAUUUUUCUAUGGUUCCCAGUCAAUAGAAGGUUUGCUUUCAUAGAACACUCUGCCAAACAGAGUCCUCCAGUGGCUGUGCCUGUGUUCUUUGAAAUAUCCUUUUGUAUGCUUGUUUAAUGACUCUACUUGCUUUAUUCGCAUCUAGCAUUUCUAUAUUCCGUCCCCUUAAAUUCAGCCAUGUUUUCUGGUU
Hibiscus syriacus is the source of this 1913-nucleotide messenger RNA. RefSeq names its product cytochrome P450 CYP82D47-like. Lineage: Eukaryota; Viridiplantae; Streptophyta; Magnoliopsida; Malvales; Malvaceae. The transcript is spliced from 2 exons. Gene Ontology annotation, molecular function: iron ion binding; monooxygenase activity; oxidoreductase activity, acting on paired donors, with incorporation or reduction of molecular oxygen. Bases 70 to 1656 code for a protein of 528 amino acids. The record is from RefSeq and is a predicted model, not a curated record. Gene Ontology annotation, biological process: defense response to other organism.